Messenger RNA from Mycena indigotica, 1980 nucleotides. RefSeq names its product ABC transporter ATP-binding protein. The record is from RefSeq and is a predicted model, not a curated record. Gene Ontology annotation, molecular function: ATP binding; ATPase-coupled lipid transmembrane transporter activity; ATP hydrolysis activity. NCBI's taxonomy places the organism in Eukaryota, Fungi, Basidiomycota, Agaricomycetes, Agaricales, Mycenaceae. The coding region runs from base 1 to 1980 and encodes 659 amino acids. The transcript has 13 exons. Gene Ontology annotation, biological process: transmembrane transport.
AUGACUCAGAAGGUUGAAGAUAAUGUACCAAAAUCGACACCUACGAGCUCACUUCGAGAGGUCAAAUUGGGCGUGUGGCGCAUCCUUACGGAGAACCAGAAGACGCCCAGUUUCGCUACCCGUUGGGAGAAAAUGAUAGGAUUUAUGCCCACACUGCGAAUAUUUUUUGAAGAGGUGUAUUCCAUCGAGCCGCGUCAAAUGACGUUGAUACUUGUGGUCAAAAUCUGGUCAAGCCUCGAGGACCUCUUUCUUUUGCAUCUCUCAACUCGAAUUCUUGCAAUCAUUGAAAUCGGCUUGAAGGAGGGGGGAAAACCGAAUUCUGGGGCCAUCAUGAGGGCGGUUGCUGCCCGGAUGCUACUCGUUGCAUUCACCUCAUAUCUCAACAGCUGGAGCCAACGGACUAAUUCAGCAGUGGAAAGUCGUGUUCAGCAACAUUUUGAGGACAAGAUAUUCACUGCGAAACUCGAGGCUGACAUGCCUGCUACACAUGACACCACGGACGAUGAUGCCAUCUCCCCGCACGGCGUUUGGAAUACUUUCAUGACUGUUGUCAGCGUCGGGACGCUGGUGCUACAAGUUGUCGCCAUCUUGGGGUACAUCCUCAACCUUUCAACUUCAACGCGGCAUGGCCCUAUUUUCGUCUUCCUCUGUAUUUGCCGACCACUGUUCAAGUCCCUAUAUCGACAGGAUCUAUGGAACAUGCCCUUCGUGGUGGAGGCGGAUAAUGAUGAUUACGUCCGCCUCCAGGCGUUAAAGAGAAUGGGAGAAGACAAAUAUCGUCAAGAUAUCAUCAGCGGGGAUAUCGGCGAGUACAUUGUCGAUGAAUAUGAACAGGUUCAGAAUGGACUUGCCGAUACUUCCCUUGAACAUCCAUUAACUCUAUGGGAUGAACAAUACUCCUGGCUGUCUACCGCGGCACUUGACAUGCUUGACAAUCUCCCAAUGGUUUAUUACGCCGCUAGCGCAUUCCUAGAUCCCGCCAAAUUCACAUUGUCCAAAAUCGCCACGCUCCAGCGGUCAGAAUGGACUUUGCGGAAUACAUUCUCCCAGAGUAUCCAAGAGGUUGAUUCAUUUGCACGGGCCAUGACCUUCAUAGAACGGCUGUACAAAUUUUGUAGUCCACUACCCACGAUCAAGGACGGCGUCUUGAAGUAUCCUUCCUCCGGGGAGGCGGAUCGCGCGGGAAUGUCUAUCGAGCUAAGGAAUGUUACAUUUUCCUACCCUGGCGGAGAAAAAAAUGCCAAAGCUCUUGACGACGUGUCGUUUACAAUCAAGUCUGGCCAGCUCGUAGUCCUCGUGGGCUCGAACGGAAGCGGGAAGUCCACCAUCGUCAAGCUACUCUCACGCUUGUACGAUGUUUCAUCUGGCAACAUCGUCGUCGACGACAAAAACAUCCACGAUUAUCUUAUCGCGGACUUGCGUGCUGCAACGGCUUCAUUGACCCAAGACCAUCACCUCUAUCCCCUCUCCUUAGGCGAAAACAUCGGAUUAGGGAACCCAGAACUCAUGGGAGAUGUUGAGGUCAUCACUGGAGCCGCUAAGAAAGGUGGGGCCGCCGAUGCGUAUACCAUGCACGUUCAAGCAUCGGAUGGAACCCCCCUUGCAAAAGAAGUCGAAAAAAUGCAAAAAAGAGCUGACAUCUCAGGUGGAGAGCGGCAGAGAGUUGUCGCGUCCCGUACAUUCAUGCGAUUCACUACUGGUCGAGUCAAGCUCGUUAUUGCAGACGAGGGCUCGUCGGCGCUUGACCCAGAAGCUGAAUGGGAACUAUUCAACAAUUUGAGGGUAGAAAGAGAGGGCAAAACGAUGAUAUUUGUGACUCAUCGUUUCGGGCACCUCACAAAAUAUGCGGACAAUAUUCUGUGCAUGAAAGAGGGCAAACUAGUGGAGUCUGGAACCCACGAAGAGUUGAUGAAACUGAACGGAGAAUACACUAAACUCUACGAAAUCCAGGCCAAAGCCUUCGAGGACAAUAAAUUGUAG